AUGUCAGAAGUAUUAGCCUAUAUGUCCGGCCCCUUCUUCUUGGGAUUCGCCUUGGAAAGUUUCGGCAUGGGAAUAGUUCUGAUCCUAUCGAUCAACUACUUUAUGACUUUGGCAUCUCAGCCUAAAUCACCUCAUGAAUCAUCUCGGACCCUCGGUGUCUGCCUAGUAGGCAUAAGUCUGGUGCUUAACAUCGUUCAGACAAUCGUAGAUCUCAUAAGGGGAUGGAACAUGUUCGCAACGAAUUUUACCAAUAUCGCAGGAUUCUUAACCUCCUCACCGUUGUUUUUCGUAUCUCCUUUUCUAGGUCUAAUCCAAACUACCAUCACCCAAUUAUUCCUCUUACGCAGGAUCACCUUGUUUAUCUCUUCUUUAGACCUUUUAUGGCCUAAGCUAGCACAUCCACUCGUUAAAAACUUUUUCGCGUUGUCGGUCGGUAUAGCGAUCUUGGCGUGCUUUGUCUGUGGCACCAUUAGUAGUGUGUUGGUAUGGAAGAGUGGUAGUCUGAUAUCGCUGGGUUUACCAGGCAACACUGGCUUCGCAAAAGCCGAAUCAGUCUGGCUGGCAACAUCGACUGCAGUGGAUACGCUCUUAUCUCUGGUGCUAAGUAUCGAAUUGUGGUGGGCAAGACAAAAAUUAGGUAUGCAAGGUGGUGUAAUGAGGGAAAUAGUGACUAGGUUGAUCCUCGUGACUUGCCAUGGUGGACUUGCUGUAUCCGGCUUACAGCUGUCGUCAUUACUACUAUACAAUUACUGGAGAUAUAACGCAUUCUGCUACCUUCCCAUCCUAUUUUUACCGAAAGUUUACAACAUAACUCUGAUCUUAUCACUUUCCGUCCCUCAUUCAACCGAAAUUGCUCCAAAUCCCUCACAUAUGUUUUCGUUACCUACCAUAUUAGAUACCCAAGUACCCACCAAUGAACCGAAUAGACGGUUCACAAGUCCUUUACCCGACCACAAUGCGGCAACGAGAUCAAGGAACGGUAUUGACAAACAACCUCAACAUUCUGGUCAGAUGGCUGAAAGACCAGAUAAGAGACAAUGGAUCAGCUGGAGUGUUGGUGCCAUUCCUUCCUCUUCAUCUUCACAAAUCAGAAAUCGACAUAGUAUCUCUCAAAACCGUCGUUUUCAGAGGUACUCGUACAACGAGCGAUUCCGUGAGGAACGAGAUCGACGACCGUCAGAUCCUAAUUCGUUAUCACCACUGAUACCUGAACAGUCUCAGCCUCAGCCUCAACCUAGCAAUCCCCUCGCUUACACUCAUGAAUCAUCUUUCUUACCUGAUCAUACCAUCUUGCCUUCUCCUUCUCCAUCCAGUAUGACAGCCCAGCGGCAUAGUGCCAUCGUUACUCCUUCGAGUAGUCGUCCCUUGCAAUCAUCCUUUGAUGUCUCUGCAAUAUAUCCUCAACCAAAUUCUUCGUUGUUUGAUGUCGAUCCCUUCCAUUCGACAACUCAUCGUAAUCAACAUCAUCAUUCACCAAAUGAAAGUUCUCUCCCACAACAAGAGGACGAAGAUGAGACGAGUUUGAAGGGUGUUCUCACAUCGGGUGAUCGAGAUCAAAGACGAAGCGAAGGAGAUAGACCGGUAACCUUUAUGGAUAUUUUGGAUACUGGACCGGAUUCAGGCGAAUACAGGGGAAAUGAGAAGGACUUCUAA
Kwoniella mangroviensis CBS 8507 is the source of this 1653-nucleotide messenger RNA. RefSeq lists its product as uncharacterized. Bases 1 to 1653 code for a protein of 550 amino acids. The record is from RefSeq and is a predicted model, not a curated record. The transcript has 7 exons. NCBI's taxonomy places the organism in Eukaryota, Fungi, Basidiomycota, Tremellomycetes, Tremellales, Cryptococcaceae.